UUGCCCCCGGAAUCUUGGGGAGCGGGCAAGGGGGGCUUCCCGUGGGGAGGGCUGGAGAACAGCUCCUUUCCCAUCCGCCGCCAGAGCAUCCUCGACCGGUUUUUGCAGGGAGGGGAGGUAGCAAACUCCCCCGGAGCCCGUGGUGAAGAGGGGAGCCCCCGGAUUCCCCCAAAAAGUUAAGAUGUAAUCGUUGGGGACCAUCCGAGGACUGAAUGGCUUGAAAAACUUCUCCUGGUUUCGCUGCGCAACUCAUUCAGAUCCCAGGUCUGAAAAGAUCUUUGGAGACCCAGAAGAUUUCAGGGCCCUUGUGCAUUUCUGUCAGAGAAGAUUGGAAAUGGAUGCAAACCAGCCAGCCUGGGAGAAAGUAGGAAAAAACCCUACUGCUGCUCAUCUUGGGAACUGUGGGGAGAUCUGGGCAGGAGCGCCGCAGAACAUCCUGGACAAAACACUUAGUUCUGAGAUCCAACAUUGGUGCUUCAGGAACAGCCCUUUUCAGGAGGCUGAAGGACCACGAGAGCUUUGCAGCCACCUUCACCGCCUUUGCUGGGGAUGGUUGCAGCCCGAGAAACACACCAAGGCUCAGAUAUUGGACCGGGUGAUCUUGGAGCAGUUUCUGGCCGUCUUGCCCAGGGACAUGCAACGCUGGGUGCGGGAGUGCCAAGCAGAGACCAGUUGCCAGGCAGUGGCCCUGGCCGAAGGUUUCCUGCUAAGCCAAGCGGAAGAGGGGGAACAGGGAAGGUGCCAGGUUCCGAAGCCCUUCCUGGAAGUGGGCACUUAUUAUCCUGAGGAAAUGGUCGUUAAUGGAGAUCCGUGGUGUUGCAGUGCUAUCUCCAAGCAGGAAGGUCAACAUCAGGAUGGUUCAGCAGGGAAUGAAAUGGAAUCACAAUUGUUCACUGGAUCAUCUCCUUGCAUUGGUGAAGCUGAAAGAGGAGCUGGACCUCCAUAUCAGAGUCCUGUGUCCUUUGAUGAGGUGGCCAUAUAUUUCACUAGUGAAGAGUGGUUGCUGCUGGAUCCCAGUGAGAAAGCCACGUACCGAGAAAUCAUGUUAGAGACAUGUGAGAUUGUGGCUUCUUUAGUUGAUGAUCAGGAGAAUGACAACUACCAAGAGCUGAGUGUGGUGCCAGAAGUAAUCAAGAUUGAAAUAAAAGAAGAGACAUCUACCGAUAAGUUUGGAAGAAGGCAAUAUGAGAAAAAACAGUGCUACAACUGGAGAGAAAACUCCACUCUUGAAUGUAUGGAAUUGGAUUAUCUCCUGACCCAAAAUGUUUGUAAGGAAAAUGGGAUGGGAAACUAUCAAGGAAAUGGGGAAAUAUUCCAAGCAAAACCCAAUUUCAGUAAUUGCCACCUCAGCAAUAAAAGUGACAUUGUUCCUCAUAAAAUGAUCCAUACAGGAGAGAAACCUUAUAAACAUGUGGACUCUGGAAACAGCUUGAGAUGUACUAGUAAUCUUAACUACCAUAAGAAGAUCCAUUCCGGGAAAAAGCCUUAUAAAUGCACAGACUGUGGAAAAGGAUUCGGUUCAAACAGUUCCCUUACUUAUCAUGAAAGGAUCCAUAGGGGAGAAAAACCCUACAAAUGCCUAGAGUGUGGGAAGAGCUUCGUACAAAGUAGUGACCUUACUUCCCAUAAAAGGAUCCAUACAGGGGAAAAACCAUAUAAGUGCAUGGACUGUGGAAAAAGCUUCAGUUCGAAUAGUUCUGUUAAUUAUCAUAAAAGGACACAUACAGGUGAGAAGCCCUAUGAAUGCAUUGAAUGUGGGAAGAGUUUUAGCAAAAGCAGCGUCCUUACUGCCCAUAGAAGGAUGCAUACAGGAGAGAAACCCUAUAAUUGCAUUGAUUGUGGGAAAUGCUUCAGUUUAAACAGUUCCCUUACUUCUCAUAGAAGGAUCCAUACAGGAGAGAAGCCAUAUAAAUGCAUAGAGUGUGGGAAAAACUUCAGCAAAAGCUGUUACCUGACUUCCCAUGAAAGGAUCCAUAAGGGAGAGAAACCCUUUCAAUGCAUGGAGUGUGGGAAGAGCUUCAACAAGAGCAGUGUCCUUACUUCCCAUAAAAGGAUCCAUUCAGGGGAAAAACCUUAUAAAUGCAUGGAUUGUGGAAAGACCUUUCAUGGCCGUGGCCACCUGAUGUCUCAUAGGAGGACUCACACAGGAGAGAAACCCUAUAAAUGUCUGGAGUGUGGAAAGAGCUUCAGUCAUAGUGGUUCCCUUACCUCCCAUAAAAGAGUACACACAGGAGAGAAACCGUAUAAAUGCAUGGACUGUGGAAAGAGCUUCAGUCGAAGUAGUUCCCUUACUUGCCAUAGAAGGAUCCACUCAGGAUUCAAACCUUAUAUAUGCAAUCAAUGUGGGAAGAGCUUUAGUACAAGCAGCUCUCUUACUUAUCACAUUAGUAUCCACACAGGGAAGAAACUAUAUCAAUGCACGGAGUGUGGGAAGAGCUUCAGGUUGAAAAGUCACCUAAAUUCCCAUAAAAAGAUCCACACAGGUUUGAAACCUUACAAAUGUAUGGAAUGUGGAAAGAGUUUUUCUGAAAACAGGACUCUUAUUUGUCAUGAAAGAAUCCACACGGGGGAGAAAAAAUAUGCAUGCAUGUUGUGUGGAAAGAAUUUCAUGUGGAGUAAUCAACUUACUUCCCAUAAAAGGACCCAUUUGGAGGAGAUGCCUUUAGGAACUAAAGCGUCCUUAAUUCAUGUAAAUGGAUCCACUAUGAUAUGAAACCUUAUAAAAGCAUGGAGUGCAGACAGAACUUUAGUCAAGAAUUGACUAAACUGAUUCAUGUUAAAACACUUGAUGUGCAGGACUAUAUAUCUGCAGGACUAAUUUUCCCUGAGGAUAUCUGUCUGACAUUAUAAAUUGCUCUAAAGCACUAUAGAGUGGUAUGUAAGUCUUAAGUGCAAUUGCUAUUUGCCUGUUCCACCAGAGCAAUGGAGUUGUCCCUUCUCUUAAAUAUUGCCAUCCUGUGGGUCUUCAGAACCGGCCUUUUCUUUUGCAGUGUCUGCCCUAUAGAACACACUUCCCAAGAGCUGAUAGUCUCUGCUCCUUUAACCCUUCCACAGAGCCCUUAAACUGGGUGCAUUAGAGAAGUGAGGCUGAGGCACCUUUUUUUGCUGUUUGCUUUCAUAUUGCUUUAUACUGCUUAAUGGCUGUAAGCCAUUCAGUUGUUUUAAGAUUGGCAGCUAUAUAAAUGUUUAAAGUUUUAACUAAGUCUAUAUAGGUAACCCUCACUUACCGAAAACAAUAGGGAUUGGCAACUUCAUUAUUAAGCCAUGUAGUCAUAAAUUGAAACAUAUGAUUGUGCUGGUCUUACAUCAAUUGGUCAGUUCCACUUGUAAUUGUUAAUCAAAUCCUCUGUGGUUAUAAAGGACAAUGUGAAAUGAUUGCAACAUGUGACUUGUGGCUUCCACAUUGACUUCAUGCUUAUGAGAAUGAAUUUAAUUUUUUAUUAUGUGGCCUGAAAUCAGGGUCAGCUCUCGUGACUCUACAAACAGGGAGUCCUUAACUUAUUACAAUUGGAUUGGAACUUUCACUGCAAAACAAUUGGUCACUAAGCAAGUAAGGGCAAAUUUUGACCUUUUUUUGCCUCAGUUGUUAAGUGAAUCCAGCUUCCCUGAUUGACUGGCUGGCUGGGAAGGUCACAAAAGGUAAGCACACGCUACCCCAGGACGCUGCUGCAACUCUUGUAAAUAUAUGCCAGCUGUCAAGCACCCUAAGUUGCAAUCAUGCAGUGGUUGUUAAAUGUGAAGAUUGACCGUGUCACUUUGUUCAGUGCCUUUGUAACUUUGAAAGGUCACUAAAACAAACGGUUGUAAAAUGAGGAUUAGCUUGCAGAGACUCUGCCCAAGAUAAUCUGUCCCUAACGGCCUCCUUCAGUUUUCCCAACAGUGUCCCGCUGCCACUGUAGUCAAAGCAGUCUGGUGGAUGGCACUCUGUUAAGAGAAGCCGUGAGAAGCUGCUAGGACCACAACAAGAAGAAAAGAUCAAAUAAAGGUUAGCGGAGACACUUGGGCAUCCCCUAUGUGGAAGUAAGAAAAUGUGCCCAGACACCAAGCAAAACUGGCCCAAAGUCAUGAUUUUCUAUGGGGUGUCUUGAACCAAUUAAAACUACUAGUAUAAAACUACUGAUCUGUGAGGUUUAUAAGCUUGUUGGUGUGAGGGCCCACCAGAGAUUCCUUGGUUUGUUCCUCUAGUCCCCAGU
Thamnophis sirtalis is the source of this 4193-nucleotide messenger RNA. RefSeq lists its product as uncharacterized. The record is from RefSeq and is a predicted model, not a curated record. Gene Ontology annotation, cellular component: nucleus. Lineage: Eukaryota; Metazoa; Chordata; Lepidosauria; Squamata; Natricidae. Gene Ontology annotation, biological process: regulation of transcription by RNA polymerase II. Gene Ontology annotation, molecular function: RNA polymerase II cis-regulatory region sequence-specific DNA binding; DNA-binding transcription activator activity, RNA polymerase II-specific.